AUGGCGUGCUGUAGAGGUUUACGCAGCGGUGCCAGGAGCUUCACUGCGCUGCUCAGCCUUCUGCUCGCAGGGAUGCAACUAACCACAGCCUUCCCCUCCUGGAGGUUACAGGAAGAAGCUCACACCGCUGUGCUGCUCAUCGGGAUCCGCAAAGAGGCCCGCUCCCAGGUGCUUUACCUCUCCAGGAACAAGCGCUACACUCUGACCCCGGAGCUGCUGAAAUGGGACAAGUUCAACUUGACAUACAAGGUGCUCUCUUUCCCGACAAACUUGAUAAACGCCAGCGACACGCACCGAGGCAUUGCCAAGGCUUUUAGCAUGUGGAGCGACGUCUCACCGUUCACAUUCAAAAGGGUGCCGGCUGACCAAGAGGCAGACAUUAAGAUUGGCUUCUACCCUAUCGUCCACACAGACUGUCUGCAGUCCUACUUGCACCCUUGUUUUGACGGCAACACAGGCGAACUGGCCCAUGCAUACUUACCGCCAACAGGCGAGAUCCACUUUGACGACCACGAAUAUUGGAUUCUGGGAAACAUGCGCUACAGCUGGAAGAAAGGGUUUUGGCUGACAGAUCUUGUCCACGUAGCAACUCAUGAAAUAGGUCACGUUCUUGGACUCAUGCAUUCCAUGAACCCAAAAGCUAUCAUGCACUUGAAUGCAACACGGACAGGGCGCAAGCUGAUCACACAGGAUGAGGUGUGGGGUUUGCACCGUCUCUACGGAUGUUUGGACCGCUUUUUUAUAUGUCCUGGCUGGGCUCGGAAAGGCUAUUGCGACAGCAGGCGCAAGCUGAUGCAGAAGCACUGCCCCUCCAGCUGUGAUUUCUGUUAUGAAUUCCCAUUCCCAACGGUGGCGCCAACUUUAAUUCCAUUAAGGACCAAACACAAGCUGGUUAUCGAAGGGAAGAAGCUGACUUUUAGCUGUGGGAAGAAAAUCGCAUCAAAGAGAGGCAAAGUGCAGUGGUAUAAAGACGGGGAGCUGCUGGAGAACUUUCACCCAAACUACAUCUCCUUGAAGGAUGACCGGAUCACCAUAGUGGCAAACGCCAUCAACGAAGGCACGUACACGUGCAUCAUGAAGAGAAGGGACAAAGUUCUUACAAAGUACUCGUGGAGAGUGCGUGUGCGCUUCUGAAGGCCUCUGC
This is a messenger RNA of Nematolebias whitei (Rio pearlfish), 1144 nucleotides long. RefSeq names its product matrix metallopeptidase 23ba (gene mmp23ba). NCBI's taxonomy places the organism in Eukaryota, Metazoa, Chordata, Actinopteri, Cyprinodontiformes, Rivulidae. The transcript is spliced from 8 exons. Gene Ontology annotation, cellular component: extracellular matrix. Gene Ontology annotation, biological process: proteolysis; extracellular matrix organization; collagen catabolic process. The record is from RefSeq and is a predicted model, not a curated record. Bases 1 to 1134 code for a protein of 377 amino acids. Gene Ontology annotation, molecular function: zinc ion binding; metalloendopeptidase activity.